This is a messenger RNA of Gongylonema pulchrum, 711 nucleotides long. The record is from the annotation of a GenBank genome assembly. Lineage: Eukaryota; Metazoa; Nematoda; Chromadorea; Rhabditida; Gongylonematidae.
AUGAUCGUUGGUGCCAUUAAAUUUCAGCUUAUCCUGUUCUUCGCAAUUGCAAUUCCAUCAGCAUUUUCACUAGUCUGGUUAACACCAUAUGCAACCUAUGGUUUCGAUGCCGAAUUGUUAAUGUGGGAAUACGAUAGCCCUGAUUUUAUGCCUUCUUAUGAUCGGUUGACCACUCUGGCUACCAGCAUACUUGCCACUCUCUGCUAUGUCCUUGUUCUGAUUUUUGUUCUUCGAAAGAGUUGGUCGUCAAGGAGCAAGGUUAGUGACAAUUCUCGGCGACGAGACACGCUGCUCACUUUACAAGUGGUCAUUAACGGUGGUUAUACGGUGUGUGUAUCAACCUAUUUCAUGUUCCUGAGGCCUUACUACGUGCCUUACACAGUGAUUUUCAAUGCUCUGGAUAUCGUGCUUUGUGUGCUCUGGAAUGGCAAAAGCCCGAUUAUGCAUCUGAUUUUCAAUGGGUAUAUACGUACAAAAUUUCUGGAAAAUAUUCAAAAUCAAAAAGUUGUUUCGCUGGUACCCGAUGUGACGUCAUGCUCGCAGCAUAAAACACCGAAAUCUUCCUCGUUUGUCCGGACACCUGCCAAUGAUUUAUCACCCAGACGAACGAAGGUGGCGAGCAGUAGCAGUUUGGGAUGCUCGCGGGAUGGUCAUCUAUUUAAGCAAACCUUCCUGGUUACAGCGAAAUCAUUUAUUAGCAUAAAUCGUUGA